AUCUAGAAAAAAUGGCAGCCCCCGUCGGAUUAACGUGAGACGUACGCGUGUACAUAUGAUAACGAAAGAUUACCAGGUUAUACUAACAGUGAAGCUUCGAGUGUUGAAGAUGGAUAAAAUCCUUAGUGUUGGACAGUUAGUUGAUCUGAAAUGGAAAGUGGGUGUGGCAAUGAGCUCAGAUACCUGUCGUAGUUUGAACAGCUCAUAUGUUGCUAUGGCAAUCAAGGUUGCAGACCCAUCAGGAAAGGUCACAAAUCAUAAUUUCGAGAUGACAGUUCAACAAUUCCAGAAUUUUUCCAAACAGUUGAAGGAUAUUGCUAGCGCAUUGGAGACAGUAUGAUGGUAUUGACCGAGACUGGUGGUCAUUAGAAUGUAGAACUUUACCGGUCAGUUCUUCAGAGGUCAGUGUUAGUGCUGUCCAGUGUUACAUAACUUAUGGAACUGAAAGAUCUGUAAAGAUUAUUGGACUUUUAUAAAGAAAAAUAUGACAACAUUGACAUGAGGAAGCUGGAAGUUAAUAAAGAUCUAUUCAAGACUUUGUCAUCCAUGAAGGGAGUGAAAAUGUCAGCCAGGAAGAUGUUUGGUGUGAUGUCGGCAGACUUGACAGAGAUGAAAGUAAAUGUUGAUCAGUUGAAUUAUCUGUUAUUCGUUCUAUGGAAGACUUUUUCGUUUUAAUACUGUGGAACAUUAUAUAAGAUAUAAACUGAAAAGGAGAAAAAAUGUCAACACAGAUAACAAACUUGAUAAAAAAAAAUUAAAACUGAAGAUAUUUAAUUGAAGAAAGCCCAAUAUAACAGCAUUAUAGAGAGAGUUUGGUCUAUAGCGGAAAAGGAUUGCAUUCAGCUUUUGGAAAAUAAUUGAAAAUAAAAUGUACAGGAGAAUGCCGUCUGUAAUUUUUGUAACUUAUUCUGAGCAUGUUUACGUUAUACGGCAGUUAUUUAUCAAGGUCAUUCAUAAUAUUAAAUUGGAUAUUUCAACAAGUGUGAUAGUUCACCAGUUGAUGAGGAUGAAAAGGUUUUGCCAUCUGCAUGAAUUUGUUUGACUUUGUUAAAAAUAUAGUACUUUGUGACUUUUGUAGAAGUUUCAGAUAAAGGAACACCAGCCGUUACAAAGGCUGUAGUGUAUUUCUAAACUCAAACCAUUGAUGGAUUGAAAGAAAUUUUCUUUCUUGGAUUUUAACACUUAUGAACUGUGUGUGUCACAAAGUACAAUAUUUGUUUAUUUAUUUGUUACAGUUUGUUUGUAUUGUAUAAUUUAUAUAAAACACGAUGCAUAUCUUUUGGGGACAGCUUCUAUUUAUUUUACUCGGUCAUAUUAUACACUUUGAUAGUUGUUAGUACUUUAGAUAUUGUAUGAUUUUAUCACUAAGUUUAUAUAAUCUAAUCUGAAGAGCAGUGUUUUUGUACUGUUUAUAUAUAUGGGAAAGAAAUCUCAAAAAAUAUAUUCUCUCUUACAAUUCACAGAGUAGGCCUUGUAUGUAUUUCUUUAUUAUGUGUCGAUAGACCAGCUAUAUGUAUAUAUAAGGUUGGUUUAUAGCAGCUUAUCAUUAAAUAAAGAAAUGUCAUAUUAUGUUGAAAUGUAAAGCUUUCUCUCAGGGUAUGAAAUUGAGAGGAAAAUUCUAAAUUCUAUACAAAUUCCCUCUGUUUCAUCAAGUAUAUCUAUUAGAUUGGUGAUACAUAUGUAUUAGGUUAAUAUGUGAUCAAUAUCACAGCUUUUGUAGAGAAUACAAUGUAAAAUAAUUUACCUGGUAGUAUGGAAAUCUUAUUCACUUAAUUUGAGAAAAUGAUUACGACUGAUUAUACAAUUACAUAGUUUAUUAGAUAUUAAAUAUUAAUAUCUGGUGGAAUUUUACAAAAUGAAGUAUCAUUGUUAACUAUUUUUGUUGUGGUGUCUAUUCUGGAAAGAUUUAAUCAUUCAAUAUUAAAAUCUACAGAUUACUUCAAGUUGCUGGAAUCAUAUUCUGAUAAAAGUCCUUUUUUCACAACAUACCGGUAGAAGAGAAGUAUUGGUGUGCAGAUUGAAAUAUGUUGGAUAAUAACAUCGAAUGUAAUGGGUACAUUUAAGAUGAAACAAAUAUAUUAUUUGUUCCAAUAUCUCCAUGUUAAAUUGUAUAGUAACUAUUUGCUUUGUAUUGUUUUUGUAAUGUUUUUUUUAGUUAAUUUUAUGCAGUUCUUAUUGUUUCUAUUAUGCCUUGAUGUUUGUUUCACUAAGGUCUCAACAUCAUUAGCAAUGACUUUUUGAUUUUUUCAAUAAAAUUAUAGCAUAUUUA
Messenger RNA from Pecten maximus, 2269 nucleotides. Its product is annotated as COMM domain-containing protein 6-like. Lineage: Eukaryota; Metazoa; Mollusca; Bivalvia; Pectinida; Pectinidae. The record is from RefSeq and is a predicted model, not a curated record. The transcript is spliced from 4 exons. The coding region runs from base 56 to 340 and encodes 94 amino acids. Gene Ontology annotation, molecular function: NF-kappaB binding.